ACUUCAAUUAGGAGUUGCCGAGAGCGCGAGAGAGAGGGGAGACGCCGCGUGAGCGCGAGAGGACCAGGCACCGACUUUUGCGCAAGCAAGGACCGUCGGCACGCCGCGCAGGGGGCAUGCCAUUCGCUUAGGCUAGCGGGGGAAAAGGUCCACGACUGCGGGAGGACAGCGCUCGGCUCACCGCCUUUGCCGAACAGAGACCGGCGCGCUUGGUUAGAGAGGUGCAGCGUUGCGCCGAACGUGAUGGGCUCCAGGAGACACCGCGCAAAGGCUGCGGCAGCCUCGCUCCGCACGGGCGGCUGCCUCCCUGCGCUUCUCAUCGCCGUUUUGUCCUCUUUGUGCGCUGCGUUCAACUUAGACGUGGAGCGCCCCUCCACAUACAGCGGACCCGGAGGCAGCUAUUUCGGUUACUCUGUGGACUUUUAUGGGACGAAUUCGCCAAGCAGUGUGAGUGUCAUAGUGGGAGCGCCCAAAGGCAACACCAGCCAGUACUCCAUCAGAGAAGGAGGAGCAGUUUUCUACUGCCUGUGGAGUCCUCACCAGACACACUGUAACAGUAUAGCGUUUGACCAGCAAGGAGAUCUGAAUAUGACCCUCAAUGACACUGAAGUCCAAGCUGAAUUCAAGUCCCACCAGUGGUUUGGAGCAACUGUGCGUGCACAUGGAGACACUGUCUUGGCUUGUGCCCCUCUCUACUCCUGGAGAACCAAGCAGGAUAUGCCCGAGGCGGAAGUUACUGGGUCCUGCUAUAUGUCCGUUAGAAACUUCACCAAGUUUGUGGAGUACGCACCUUGCCGCACAGAAUUCCAUGAUAGAACUGGCCAAGGCUAUUGUCAGGGUGGCUUCAGUGCGGAUUUCACAAAGGAGGGGAAGGUGGUGCUUGGAGGACCUGGCAGCUAUUUCUGGCAAGGUCAGCUGAUCUCGGCGGUGAAGGAGGAGAUCGUGAGGGCGUACUACCCGGGUUUUUUUCUCACGUCGGUGAAGGGCCAAAUUGAGACGAAGCAGAAAAAGCAGAUCAACUUCGACGACAACUACAUGGGUUACUCCGUGGCCGUGGGGGAGUUCAGCGGGGACGAUGAUGAAGAGUUUGUGACUGGAGUUCCCAGAGGAGUUCGUCUGCAUGGUCAGGUGUCCAUUCUCAAUAGCUCCCUGGAAACCUUGAAAAACUUAACCGGAGAGCAGAUGGGCUCCUACUUUGGCUACGCUGUGUCUGCUACGGACAUCAACAACGAUGGCCUGACCGACCUGUUGGUGGGCGCUCCCAUGUUCAUGGUGCGUGACUCUGACGGUCGGCUGGAGGAACUGGGGCGGGUGUAUGUGUACCUGCAGACCGGCCCCCUGGAGCUUGAGCCACAGACCCCUCACCUCACCGGCACGCAGACCUUCGGCCGCUUCGGCAGCUCCAUUGCAUCGCUGGGAGACCUCAACCAGGACGGCUUCACAGACGUGGCUAUUGGUAGUCCAUUUGGCGGGAAGGAAGAACAGGGCAUGGUCUUCAUCUACAACGGCUACGCUAAAGGUCUGAGGGAGAAGGCCUCUCAGGUGAUCGCUGGCCAGUGGGCAUCAGCUGCCCCUCCUGCCCUGCCUGCCAGCUUUGGGUUUGCCCUUCGCGGGGACAAAGACAUUGACCACAAUGGCUACCCAGAUCUCAUCGUGGGAGCCUUCGGAGUUGACAAGGUGGUCCUCUACAGGUCUCGUCCCAUCGUCAACACCAGUGCCACCCUGAGCGUGUACCCGACCAUGAUCAAUCCCGAGGAAAAGGUCUGCACCAUCAGCAACGGGAACCAGACCAUGCACGUCUCCUGUGUCAACCUGAGCUUCUGCUUUUCGGCCAAUGGGAAACACCUUCCAGAGAAACUAGCAUUUAAUGUUGAGGUGCAGUUGGACAGACUGAAGCAGAAACAGAAAGGAGCAGUUCGGCGGGCGCUCUUUCUGGACACCCAGCAGGCUAGUCUCCAGCGGAAACUCCACGUGCCCACUGAUGGCAAACUCUGCCACGAGACCAAGAUCUACCUCAGGGACGAGAAGGAGUUCCGGGACAAGCUCUCGUCCAUCUUCAUCGCUCUCAACUUCAGUCUGGACCCGGAGGCUGCCGCUGACCAGCACGGUCUCCAACCCAUCCUCAACUACCAGACUGCCCAGGUCAUCGAGCAGAAGGCCCAGAUCUUGCUGGACUGUGGAGAGGACAACAUCUGUGUCCCUGACCUGAAACUCUCGGUGCACGGGGACAGGAAGGAAGUGUACAUGGGCGACGACAACUCGUUGACCCUGACCUUCAAUGCGCGCAACGACGGGGGCGGGGCCUACGAGGCCGAGCUGUACGUGGUGCUGCCCCCGGAGGCGGACUACAGCGGGAUCGCCCGCAAAAACGAGAGUCUGACUCAGCUCACCUGCAGCUAUGAGACAGAGAACCAAACCCGCUACCUCAGUUGUGACCUGGGAAACCCCAUGAAGUCUGGCACCAACCUGUGGGCGGGGCUGCGUUUCACAGUGCCACGCCUGAGGGACUCGGGCAAGGUGGUGCAGUUUGACCUGCAGAUUCGCAGUAAAAAUGAGAAUAACUCCCAGAGUGAAGUUGUCCCCUACAAACUGGAAGUGGUGGUCAAAGCGGAUGUCAUUUUACAGGGUGUGUCCCGACCAGAUAAGGUCUUCUUCCCACCUCCGAACUGGAAGACUUCCAAGAACGUGGCCAUGGAGCAGGAAGUGGGGCCUCCUGUGGAGCACAUCUACGAGCUGGUGAACAAUGGUCCGAGCCACAUCAGUCACACGCUUCUCCAGCUGCAGUGUCCUAUGGGGGUCCAGGGCCAGAAGCUGAUGUACCUGCUGGAGGUGACCACGGAGGGGCCGGUCAACUGCACCACGCACAGCGUGGUCAACCCCAUGGGCCUGAAGCUCCAGCAGUCGUCUACGGCGCGGCCGUCAGUCCCAAACCAGAGCCACCACAUUGAGAAGCGGGAAACGCAGAGAGGGGAGCAGACCCAGCUGAACAACCUGUCCUGCUCCAGUGUCGAGUGCUGGACUCUGCAGUGCGACGUGGGUCUGCUGAAGAAGGGGACCAGUGCCAUCCUGCACGUGCGAUCGCGCAUCUGGGCUGAGAUGUUCAUGACAAAGAUGUAUAAGAAUUUUAUUCUGGAGUGCUUGUCUAGCUACAAAGUGGAAAAGAUGCCUUACACUAUUUUGCCCAAGGAGAAUCCAACCGGAGCAAAAAAGGUGGUCACCCAUGUGGUGUGGAAUAAACCAGACAGCCACUACGAUGUGCCCUUGUGGAUCAUUGUCCUGGCCAUAGUGACCGGACUUUUACUGCUGUCUCUGCUCAUCUACAUCCUGUACAAGCUUGGUUUCUUCAAGAGGACCCAGUACGGCACGGCCAUGGAGAAGGCCCAGCUGAAGCCGCAGGCCGCCUCUGAAGCCUGAGGAGGCUGUAAAGCGUUCAGCGUCGUGGGGACGAGCAGGAGGAGGAUGACCGUACCGAGAAGCCAUUUAGGGAAGGUGAAUUGCUGUGUAAAAAAGACCAGACUGUAAUACAAGGAUGAAGGAUGAAUGACCACUGGAUCUCCACUGCACUGCACUUGACAAACACCCUGAGGACUUAAAGCCAAAUGAAUGUCUUUUUUAAAAUGUUGCCUUUUUUUUGUUACCUUUUUUAAACAUUGUUUUGUGCUGUGGGUUUGGGUUUCAUUCACCAGUAGUAGCCUGACACUUGCUCACAAAACCUGAGUAAGGAAAUUUGAACCAAACUAAAUGACCAGGACCUGGUUCUGUGUAGCAUUGGAUAGCAGCUCUCUGGUUCGUACUACUCAAGGAACAUACCCCCCCCCCCCCCCACACACACACUUAUGCAAGUUCACAGCCUGGAGGGUUUUUUAAAACAAAUGUUUCACAUAUUUUUGGUGCUAGCAACGAGUGUGCGAGGUGUGUUCACUCCUUUUUCGUGCUAACAGCGGUUCGAAGAUCCUCUGUUCAGCGUUUGAUUUUUAGUGCAGUAUUUUAGUUUUACACACACGCGCGCGCACACACGCAGACUUUUCAUAUCGUUUGUUCUUAUGCGUAUUUACCUGAGGAUGAGGUCAGACUAGCACAGACCAUGGUCUCAUCCUCCUUCACCUUUAACUUCCUGCUGUGUCCCGUUGUUCUGGUUGAAGUGUGUCUGCCUAAGUGAUCACGUGUGUGACGUGCACUGACGGGUUUUGGAGGAAUCGGGAGGUUUCUUUCAGAUUUUGCUUCCGUCACCUCUGCGUCUCCGUAAGACAGAGUUUGCGCGUGGCUCAGGUGAUUUAGAUCAGGUUCUCUCCUGCUGACGUGUAGAUCUCAUCCUCUUCCUCCACCUCCGCCCGCUGUCCGAGGUCGCUGCGUUGGCCGUAGACGUCGUCUGGGACACGACUGGAUACGUGCGGCAAGUCUGCGAAACCUUUCCGCAGUUACCUUGAAGCACAGCUGUGCUCCAACUUCCCCCACGUUGCCCCUACCCGACCCCAAGCUCUACCCCGUCCUGGAGUGUGCGGUAGGAGUAUGACUAGACCAUCUGCCGGGGUGAGAGGAGGUAGUCAGUCUGGGCUACCGGGGUCGGGUGUGCGGGGCGCAGGAAAGCCUGCAUUGUGAAACGUAACGGCCUGUUCACCAAUCAAACGAGCGCUCCCGAGGUGGCAUGGGCUAAGCAGGGGUUUCUCCACAGACACCAUCCAGUCUGAAGCAGCGAAGCUGUCUCUCCCAGGGACUUUCACUCGUUUCGUGCGUCUGUUUUGUCUAGUGUACGUGCCGGGGGGUGUGUGGAUACACAUGUGGAUGCGUAGCUCCAUAUGUCGAUGUGAGCAAGAGAGGACCCCGGCCCAACCCCGAGUUGCUUGGUGUUUCUCGUCCUCCCUCGCUGGUUGCCCCGGCGCGAAUGUGCAGGGUGGGCUUGGUGUGCUGACCCGGGGCAGAAGUAGUCGCUUAGGGACAGAGAGGUCGCCAUCGGUCACGUGAUCCUUUUCGUCUACCUCUGCCAGCUGACUGGGCGUGGGGAGGGUUGGGACCUGUACGUGAAGUGCAAUACUGUUCUGAUUUUUCUUCUUUUCAACUUAGUGUUUUUAUUUUUGCCCUUUUGGCAAUGUGUGUAGUCUAUGCUUUACUCACUAAUGUUUUGAUACUGACGACAACAACCUAUUGAGUUGGAUUGAUUCUUUCCCAUCAGAAAAAAAAGACUAUGCAGGUAGUUUUAUGACAGUAGCUGUUAUUUUAAUAGUUGAACAUCAAAACUCUGUAUGAAAACGCCCUCGCACUCGACGGGUCAGAAGAUUUGAACCAUCUUAACUUUCUUCAUUAUUUAGUUUGUUUUUUAUAACUAAAUCAGUAGAUUCCCACGGCCAGGUCCCGCUCACCUGCUCCUGGGUCUCAGGCGCAGGGAAGUGGGAAAACGAUCUUUUAUUAUCCGUCAGUCCAAACUAUGCCACCAUAACUCAGCCAUGACAGUCACCUCAGCUGUGCAGAAAGUACCUGGCCUCGUCAUAAAUUGAGAACGAGACAGAAUAUGCAGAUUUCAUUUCCGUAGGAGUUUUAAUCAAUUAUUUAUACCUCCAAAAUCACAAUUAUUUUCACAAUUUGGCAGGAGGAAGCACUGGUUGUGUCUACGUUGUUUGUUGUCGUCAUUCUACCUUUUGUCUCAUAUCCUGUUGUCAUUUGCUUUUUUUUAAGUUGUAAAUAUAAUUUGGCAAGAUUUUUUUUUCACCUGAAACUUUUGUUUGACGUGAAAUUACAUCACCCCAUAUUGGGGUGAAUUGGAGGGAUGCUAAAGUAAUUAUUUGUAUGGCAUUUUACAAUUUGCAUUUCAAAUAAAUCUUCCAGUUUUUAAUUUUUAA
This is a messenger RNA of Electrophorus electricus (electric eel), 5834 nucleotides long. RefSeq names its product integrin, alpha 5 (fibronectin receptor, alpha polypeptide) (gene itga5). Gene Ontology annotation, cellular component: integrin complex; external side of plasma membrane. Gene Ontology annotation, biological process: cell-cell adhesion; integrin-mediated signaling pathway; cell adhesion mediated by integrin. Lineage: Eukaryota; Metazoa; Chordata; Actinopteri; Gymnotiformes; Gymnotidae. The record is from RefSeq and is a predicted model, not a curated record. Gene Ontology annotation, molecular function: integrin binding.